AUGUCUCAUGUGGAAGAAGCCGCCCGCCAGCUAUCCAAACGGGGUUCAACCCUCUAUGCAGUGCUGGAGGUUAAGAAGGGUGCCUCACUUAAAGAGAUCAAGAGAGCCUACAGCCAUUCCAUCCCUCCCCACCCUCCUUUUGGGUACUGCUUGGGUAGGAGACUGGCCUUGCGGUACCAUCCAGACAAGAAUCCAGACAACCCUCAAGCAGAAGAAAUCUUCAAAGAGAUCAACGCAGCCCAUGCCAUACUGAGUGAUCCUAAGAAGCGGGAAAUCUAUGACCAGCAUGGCUCAUUGGGAGUAUACCUGUAUGAACAUUUUGGCGAAAGUGGUGUCAGAUACUAUUUCACAGUGCACAGUUGUUGGUUCAAGGUGCUGGCCCCGUGA
Dipodomys ordii (Ord's kangaroo rat) is the source of this 387-nucleotide messenger RNA. It is a transcript of the gene Dnajc5g, whose product is annotated as DnaJ (Hsp40) homolog, subfamily C, member 5 gamma. Lineage: Eukaryota; Metazoa; Chordata; Mammalia; Rodentia; Heteromyidae. The record is from RefSeq and is a predicted model, not a curated record.